CGAGUAAAUCGAGACUUUGAUGCCUCAACAUUAGCCUCUAAAACGACAAGUGUUUGUGAUAAUGGCGAGUGCGGCGAAUGUGGCUGUUGGGCCGGCAAAGUAUUUCGCCGUUGAUGUGGAAUGCGUGGCGACGGGAACAGACCACAACUCGCGUUCAGUCGCUCAGGUGGCGGUAGUCGACGAGCAUAUGAAUGUGCUGCUGAAUGUGUACGUGAAGCAGGAGGUACCUGUUGCGUCGUACAUGACACCACUGACGGGCCUUACAGAGGAAGUCCUACGGACGCGAGGCGUAUCGCUGCAGGAGGCAUUAGCUGCCGUACGCACCGCACUGCCACGUCAUGCCGUACUGAUCGGCCAGAACAUUCGGCAGGACGUGCAGUGGCUAGGCCUCAAGGAGGGCACGGACUUUGAGGGCAUGAUGGACUUGCAGGGUCUGUUUCGCGUGUGGAAUGACAAGUUCCGCAGCUGGUCGGUGUUCGCUCAGUCGCACCUGGCCCGAGUGCUGCUGGACUGGCGGGACGCGGAAGGGCCCAGCGAGCAUGACGCAGUGGAGGACGCGCGCAAAUCCAUGGCGCUGUUCAACCAUCACCGCCACGUGCUGCAGACCGACCCACGGGCCAUGCAGGCGGCGCAGCAGGCGCUGCUGGCGGCGCCCGUGGAGCCCUCCUUUGCGCGGCGCAACGCUGUGUUUGAGGGCGUGUGCAUGGGCAACCGCAAGACCUGUGUAUGCGGGGCGCCCUUCUUCGGGUGACGAGAGGGUGUACGGCACUAACGUUGGGUGCAGAAGACACGGGGAGUUCGGGUCGGGUCGAAUCGGAGUGCAGGAAACGCCACCGCACCGGAAGCGGGCUCUGCAUGGAACUCUGGACAUGCAUGGGUUAAAAGUGGUAAGGACGGGUGACCAGGGAGGACUGUGUGGAAGGAGGGCUUCGAAAAGCACCGCAUCGGGGAGUGUGUUUUAGCAGCUGUCACGGCGGUGCAUUGCCUAAGCGCGCCUGCGGGCGUGUGCAUGCGUGCGGGGGCGUGAGUUGUGCCGGCUUACGGAGUAACAACACAGUACUAGGAAGAUGCGUGCCGUGUUAGCUGCAGGCUGGGUAUGGGUCUGUCGGUGGCAGACAGGCAAGGGCAUGGAAGGUCCUAGUAGUGUGGGCACCUCCAACCGGCUGUCCGCAAUUGGAAUUUGAGCAGACUAUCGGUACCCAAAGCUUCGCCAACGGCUCGGCGCAUUGUUGUUUAUGGAUGUACGGACUUUGGUAUGUAGACAUAGGUGCUGCUUUCCCUUCUUUGUUAUUCACUGCUCAUUGGCUAGGUAGGCUGGUGGUGGCUGUGCAUGUAGCGCGUGCCUAAGCCCUCGCGCUCGCGCUACAUGGCUCUAUUUCACGCAUGGCGUGUUAUUGCAGGCUGUCCGUAUCGCUAGCUGUUGUCAUUGUCACCAGGUUGGUUCCCACAUGCGCAGAGAACCCUUCUGCACUCGGUUGGCAUUGGCAACUGCUGGGUUAAAUUUUGGCAAUGGCGUAGGAACACUUCUUUGGAGGGUGUAUUUACCAACUACGCUCUGCGGGUAGCUUCUAGGUCAAAAAAAAACAGAGGAUUACAAAGCAUUGACUUGUGAAUUAGUACGUAUGUGCCGUAAAAGAGGACUUGCGUGUAGUUCUUUGCAUUGCAGCUGAGCCAAGCGCAGUGAUAGGGGGGGUACAAAUAUCGUAAAUCACAGC
Messenger RNA from Astrephomene gubernaculifera, 1715 nucleotides. The record is from the annotation of a GenBank genome assembly. Lineage: Eukaryota; Viridiplantae; Chlorophyta; Chlorophyceae; Chlamydomonadales; Astrephomenaceae.